Messenger RNA from Didymodactylos carnosus, 867 nucleotides. Lineage: Eukaryota; Metazoa; Rotifera; Eurotatoria; Philodinida; Philodinidae. The record is from the annotation of a GenBank genome assembly.
AUGACAUCUGGUUUUCAAAAGCUUCAACUCCAGGAAGAAGAUGUACUGAAAAUACUUGCUGCCGGAGCACACAUUGGUUCAAAAGAUGUGGAUUUUCAAAUGGAGCAAUAUGUAUGGAAAAAAAAGCCAAAAAACGAAGGCUCAUCUAUUGUUAAUAUUCGAAAAUUGUGGGAAAAACUUAUGUUAGCUGCACGUGCCAUUGUCGCAGUAGAAAAUCCAGCUGAUGUCUGUGUAAUUAGUUGUCGGCCACAAGGCCAACGUGCCGUAUUGAAAUAUGCUAAAUAUACUGGAGCAACACCAAUUGCUGGACGUUUUACACCUGGUUCAUUUACCAAUCAAAUUCAAGCAGCUUUCAAAGAACCACGCUUAAUUGUUGUGACUGAUCCACAUGUCGAUCAUCAAGCUGUUAGUGAAGCGUCAUUUGUCAAUAUACCAGUUAUUGGUUUUUGUGAUCCAAACACACCAUUGCGUUUUAUCGAUAUUGCUAUACCGUGCAAUAACAAGACAGUUAAAUCAACCGGUUUAAUGUGGUGGUUUUUAGCGCGUGAGGUGCUUCGCUUACGUGGUGAAAUUAAUCGUCAAACACCAUGGGACGUAAUGGUUGAUUUAUUUUUCUAUCGUGAUCCAGAAGAAACUGAAAAAGAAGAGCAAGUAUUAGGAGGUGGAAUAGAAACUGAUACACAAUUGCAACAUGCUGCCGACAGUUAUUUUGAUAAUGAUGCACCAAUGAUGCCAAAUACAGAAGGUUUCUCAGGAAGUCGAGAAAAUUGGGGCUCAUCAGCUGAAAAUUGGGGUACUACAACUGCAGCUACCCCAACAACAGGAGGCGAAUGGACUGCAACAGCGGUUGGAACUACAACGUGGUAG